UUGGAAAACCAAGGCAAAUCUCCCCCAUGGAGGAUUUGGUAUAAAUCAGUAAUACGGUUUAUUUAGUUUUAAAAUGGAUGCAGGCUUAUUCUUUUUUUUGAAAACACUAAAGCCUCCUGUCACCGAAGGGAUUGAUUUUUUUGUAGCCAGAUAUUUGUGGAAUAUGACACUAACCUCAACAUUAUUACAACGCUCAAGAAUCUUGUGGAGUUUUACAAAAAUAACAAACAUAGAGAAGAUCAAUAGCUUUCUUUACAAUCAUCAGAAGCAAUGUCUUAAAUUUAAUUCAACAUGGAAGCCAGUCACUUUGCCGAAAUAUAUAGAUGGUUUUAAUGACAUCCAAGAGUUGGAGAACGCUGAUGAGACGGUGAAGAAGCUAUUUAGUUUAGAUUUUGCAAGACAUACAGAGCUCCGAAAAGUUGUUAGAACUAUAAAUGCAGAAAGGUAUGAAAGUGAUCUGGAAAAAAAUAUUGCUAAUAAUACAUGUCAUAUCCGUAUGUUGGUGGAAACAUUGAAAAAAAACAAGAAAGAUAAAAAAGCUAAAGUGUUUCUUAUAUGGGCAAUAGAUCAACGAAAGAAAAGGCUCCGAAGACUGCAAAAACUUGAUAUUGAUAAGUAUAUGAACAUUAUUAAAGAGUACAACAUUCCUCCUCUUCAGAGUCCACAUGACCCAAAGAACAAAUACAAAUUUCGAAAGUUUAAAAUUAAUGUCCCACUGAAAGAAAAACGAGAUAUUGAAGACUUUGAGCAUGACCGUGUUUACUAAUAUAUCAGUUUGUCAUAAAUGUAAACAUUAUUUAUAACAAAGGUAACAAAA
Messenger RNA from Hydractinia symbiolongicarpus, 817 nucleotides. RefSeq names its product 28S ribosomal protein S15, mitochondrial-like. The record is from RefSeq and is a predicted model, not a curated record. Gene Ontology annotation, molecular function: structural constituent of ribosome. The coding region runs from base 74 to 766 and encodes 230 amino acids. Gene Ontology annotation, biological process: translation. Lineage: Eukaryota; Metazoa; Cnidaria; Hydrozoa; Anthoathecata; Hydractiniidae. Gene Ontology annotation, cellular component: ribosome. The transcript is spliced from 2 exons.